AUAUCCUCCAUCAGUCCAUGAUGAAUAUCGCUGCCCUCCCCGUCGACGUCUUUCUCCUAAUCGCCGCGCAUCUCUCACCCGCGGACAUCGUCGUCAACCGCCGCGUCUCCAAGGGCUUCUAUGCUGCUUUCACGGACUCCGAUGUGUGUCGCCACGUGCUGCUGCAGCACUACCCCAGAGCACGAGAGGUACGGAACGCGGCCCACGAUGGCUCGAUAGAUUGGUCUCGGGUGUUCUCUAAGGUUGCCGCCAGAUAUCAUCAUCUGAGGGCGGGCAAACCAAGGAGCGUCGAGAGGCUUGCUUUGGGAAAGUCCUUUGUCGUACCAAAGUGGGCGCGGUAUUAUCCCGUCUCGCCCUGGCAUCAGCAUUUGCAAUUCGAAGAGAAAGCAGCGCCUUUUCAUUAUCCUGAUCCGCUGUGGACUUACGACGAGGGGAUACUAGUGUUUCCUUCUGCUGAAUUCCAGAAAUAUAUACUAUAUGACCUUGACAAUGGAUCCCUUGCAGAGUUUGAUUUCAAGCCCGAGGGUAAGAUUGUCAGGAGGAUUAGGUUGAAAGAGAAGGUUUUGAUUGUUGAGUGGUGUGAACAAGAUGCUUACCACCAGCUCAACGAAAACGAAGUUGUCUAUAGACAUUUUGCUACCGCAUAUGAUCUUGUACGGAAUGUCCAGGCUGGCAAGUGGGAUGCUAUUUUCCGAAAUGAAUGGAAAAUACAUUUCUUGGGUAUGCCUUUGAACUUAAGGGACCGUUUCUACAGUGCCCACUCUACUUCGCAUUAUGCUUUAUACCUUUGGCAGCCAAAUCGAAGCGCGUGGGGUGAAGAUGAUCCUAUUGAGGCCUUGGCUAUCUGGGAUAUCUCUUCCCCUUCUGGCUAUCGUCCUUCUGAAGAUCCUACUGGUAAAGGUAAACCUGCAAAUGGCUCUGAAGGACCCAAGGUCAUCAGACGCCUUUCUUUCGACGCUUUAGAUUUCUAUGAAAUCAGACAGCGCUCCACGCCGGUGCUUCGAUGUCUAGAACUGGACGGAAACCAUGUUUACUUCAUUGAGGAAGAUCAUAGAUGGCUUGUAGGCCAACAAGCAUCCCACAACCUCCCGCGACUGCAUAAAGUCAAAUCAGUUGGGGUUCCCUUUGCUGUUGGCCCCCGAUGGGAAGAUGAAUGUGGUGCCGAUGGCGACGUGAAUCUAUCAUUUUGCGAGAGGGUCACGGAUUCGAGACAUCCAAGUAUCGCUCCGUGUUGGAGACACGAGGAGUUUCCGUAUCUCACAAUAACAGAAGCAUUUGAUCCCGAAGCCGGUGUUAAAUUCAGCGCCCGUCACUGCUUCAUGCUGGAGACCAUCUCAAUCAAUGUAAAGCCCAAAGUCCGUAUGCUUGGGCCUGGGUACGAGAUUUCAUUGAGGGACGAUUUGUGGCCUCAAUUGCUCGGCAAAGGGAGGAUUUGCGGCGAUGAAAGGUGGCUCAUCGGCGAGAACAUGAGCCAGGAUAUUGUGAUCUUGCAUUUUGAUGAGGCACCAGCGAAGAGGGCUAUAGAUCUGACUUCGUGAUAGAUAGGAUACCUUAUAAAUGUCCCUAUAGAACCCGGACUGCCACCGUAGAACCACGGAAAAGAGAUGGUACUGACAAUCUAGC
Molecule: messenger RNA, 1623 nt
Organism: Amorphotheca resinae ATCC 22711
Lineage: Eukaryota; Fungi; Ascomycota; Leotiomycetes; Helotiales; Amorphothecaceae
Exons: 3
Coding region: 18-1538 (506 amino acids)
Molecular function (GO): protein binding
Source: RefSeq, a predicted model, not a curated record